Molecule: messenger RNA, 1632 nt
Organism: Paraphaeosphaeria sporulosa
Lineage: Eukaryota; Fungi; Ascomycota; Dothideomycetes; Pleosporales; Didymosphaeriaceae
Exons: 3
Coding region: 109-1491 (460 amino acids)
Cellular component (GO): mitochondrion
Molecular function (GO): (3R)-hydroxyacyl-[acyl-carrier-protein] dehydratase activity
Source: RefSeq, a predicted model, not a curated record
GAUACCUAUGCUUUAUGUGCUUCCGCCGGCUAAAGUUGCCCCUUCUUUCCGUUAUCGAUACGCUCUUGUCUUCCUUUCCGAACUAGACUCGUGCCUCAUCGAACGACCAUGGCCACCCGCACGCACUGUUUGUACAGCCUAGCAAAGACGCCUGCUCACCGCACACAAUGGCGACGGAUAUGGAUACAGCGCCGAUUAUACUCGUGCGAAACGCCCGAAGAUUCCAGCAACCACAAACCAAAGCCCCAGUCGACGGAUCCAGAAGACGCAACAUGGUUCCAAACCCUCCGCAGCGAGAUGCUUAAUCGUGAACUACCGCUAGAGCGCGAUGCCAUCGAAGCCCAAGCUGUGAAGAAGCUGGAUAGCACGUUAUUCUCGUUCUUUCCGAAAGGAUGGCAAGCGUCGUCGACCGAGCCCCAACGUACACGGCAGACAGCAAAUGCGGCGAUGCCUCAUGCCAUUGGCGAGCACCUCAUCUUCUGUAAUCCGGCUCUUUCCGACGAUAAACUAUUGCCCGAUGGCACCGAUCAGCUACACAGCCCCGGCGGCUCCUUCGUACGCCGUAUGUGGGCGGGUGGAGCUGUCAGGGUGAACAAGAACCUCUACUUCGACGAGAAUGCUGGCUGGGCCUUGCAUAAACAUAUCUUGUGCUUUGAGCGUAUAAAGGACGUGCGGCUACGAGGGCAGGGUGAGAAGGAGAAGAUAUUUAUCACGAUCGAGCGCAAGUUCGCAAGAUACGACCCUGUCUUCCAAGCUAUCCAAGAUUCCAGGGAUAAGCCUAGGCGGGGACCUUCGCUGGCUGUAGCUCUCAAGGAGCAGAUGCGAAACUGGAACCAAGCAUUUGUGACCGAGGAUCGCAAUAUAGUCUUCAUGCGUGAGCGUUCCGCUGAGGAGCUUGAGGACAUCAAGGCUGGCAACAUGGCGCCUGUCAAAUACCUCCAGCCACUUGGGGAACCCGACUUCUCUCAUACGCUGACCCCCACGAGCACACUGCUUGCUCGGUUUUCGUCCCUCACAUUCAAUGCGCACCUCAUUCAUCUCGAUCGAGAGUUCGCUCGAAACGUCGAAGGUCAUCGGAACCUCCUUGUACACGGCCCAUUGACCCAAACUCUCCUGCUCAAGUUCAUUGGUACUCACUUGAAGUUGAUCCCAGAGGGUCCGCACAUUGUGGAAGCUAUUGAGUACAAAAACCUUGCGCCUCUAUACUGUGGUGAAAAGUUGCGUUUAUGCGCGAAAGAAAAGAUUGCAGCGCGCAUGGACGAUGCUCGGAUGUACGAUGUCUGGAUCGAAGGCCCGACAGGUGGAAUGGCUGUGAAAGGCCUUGUGCGUACUGUGCGGCGGCCAACCCAUAUCAGGUCAAACCGUAGCACGUCGUCAACGCGAAUUCGGAAUGUGCCCUCAGACCAGGCUGCAGCCAUGGACAAGCCACGACAGUCGAAGAGCGAGAAAUCGAAUGAACACCGCCAACCACCGGCGCAAGAGUCGGCAUAGUGCCAAUCCGCCGCCACAUCGCUUCACCUGAACGGAAGUUCACGAUUCCUGAAGACACCGCUCUGACCGUGUUAUCGCCCUUACCCACUCUCCCUCCACUUCCUAAGCAACCACAGCCCCUUUUCGCUGAAUCAGUACGGC